AUGUCUGUUAGCGAAAACCCACUCGUCGCGCAAUCGACUCAGCUCAACACGCUGCAAAAGUUUGAGCUUACCGGAAAGACGGCAAUUGUCACUGGUGGUGCCAGGGGUCUUGGAUUCGAGAUGACGCGCGCAUUCUGCGAAGCUGGGUGUACUUCAGUUGGUAUCUUCGAUAUUCUCUCAGAGUGGGGUGACUCUGCUGUCAAGGAAUUACACUCUUCUUUCCCAAAUGUCAGCGCAUCUUUCUACCAAUUAGACGUUAGAGACGAAAAGGCCGUCAUAAGCGCCGUUGAUGGUGUUGUUAGAGACUACGGCGGUGUUGACAUUCUUCUCACUUCAGCUGGUGUUGCUGACAACAUUGCUGCUGAGGACUACCCAGCUGACCGUUUCAGACGCGUUAUGGACAUUAACUUGAAUGGUACAUUCUUCGUGGCUCAGGCUAUCGCCAACAUACAAAUCCAAAACAAGAGACCAUGCUCAAUGGUAUUCAUUGGAUCAAUGUCAGGCAACAUAGUCAACUACCCACAACCACAAUGUGCAUACAAUGCAUCUAAAGCAGCAGUUAUUCACCUUGCCAAGUCACUUGCAUGUGAAUGGGCACCACACAACAUUCGCGUAAACACCAUCUCUCCAGGAUAUAUGAACACUGCGAUUACAGACAAAUUUGAUCCAAACCUUAAGAAGACAUGGUACGAGAGAACACCAAUGGGUAGAAUGGGACACGUUACAGAUCUCAACGGAGCAGCAGUCUGGCUUCUCUCGCCAGCAUCGAACUUUGUAACAGGAACGGACGUACUCGUUGACGGUGGUUACUGUGCUUUGUAA
Wallemia ichthyophaga EXF-994 is the source of this 822-nucleotide messenger RNA. Its product is annotated as D-arabinitol 2-dehydrogenase. The transcript has 10 exons. Lineage: Eukaryota; Fungi; Basidiomycota; Wallemiomycetes; Wallemiales; Wallemiaceae. Bases 1 to 822 code for a protein of 273 amino acids. The record is from RefSeq and is a predicted model, not a curated record. Gene Ontology annotation, cellular component: intracellular anatomical structure. Gene Ontology annotation, molecular function: oxidoreductase activity, acting on NAD(P)H, oxygen as acceptor.